AAUUUCAAGUCAGUCGCUACUCGCGAGUUACGACGAGUGACAUACGGUUAUUGCAACUCGUUUUAUCAAAUGUAGGUUAAUUUAAAUAGUGAAAGUUUUUAAAUUGUUUAAUAUUACGUCACUGUAGUUGUGUCUGUGAGCACGUGGUACCUGAGAUUGCAAACAAGGAUGUGUCCAUUAUGGCCGCUGCACCUGAUAGUGUUGUAUCUCCUGGUGCUAGGCCCUAUGUGGGUUCUAUGUCAGGCGGCACCGAAUCUCAUGGCCACGUACCUGCCAACCGAAGUCGAGGAAGUGCACAUGGGGGACACGUAUUACGUCGAUGUAAAUGUUACAGGUGUAGGUCUUCGUCCAGGUGCUCGUCUCCAGGUGAACGUUAGAGACGAACACGUGGCGGACACUAAAUGGAAUUCCUCAUAUCAGAUCACAGAAAAUGACGUCAGUGAGGGGAAGUUUAAAGGGAGGUUAAGGAUUAUAGGGAAUUUUCUUGGAAGGACGAUAUUGUCAUUGGAGUCCCAUGGCGUUGGGGACACCAUAGAGCCCGUGAAUGGUACGCUAGCCGUCACCGUUACCAGACCACAGAGAGUCAUAGACACUAUAUUCACUACUAGUAUAGCGAUAUUCAUAUCAAUUGUGUUCAUAAACUUUGGUUGUGCGAUGCACUGGGAUGAAGUUAAAGGGGUCGUGAGAAGACCUGUCGGACCUAUCAUAGGUCUCUGUGGACAGUUCGUGUUUAUGCCAUUGAUAUCCUUCGGUCUUGGUUACCUGAUCUUCCCCUCAUCUCCGUCUCUCCACCUGGGUAUGUUCUGCACGGGUGUAGCGCCGGGGGGCGGUGCCUCUAACAUAUGGACCUUCAUACUGGGAGGGAAUCUGGAUUUGAGCCUCACAAUGACAUCCAUAUCAACCUUGGCUGCGUUCGGUUUCAUGCCGCUGUGGCUGUUCACGCUCGGUCAAGUGGUGUUCGCUAACGCCAGUAUAGUGGUUCCGUACAGUCGGAUAGCUAUGUUCGUGGUGGGUCUGAUAGUCCCCCUCAUCAUCGGCCUGGCUAUGCAGAAAUUCACCCCUCGACUAUCAGCCUUCAUGGUCCGGAUAUUGAAGCCUUUCUCGUCUUGUAUAUUGAUUUUCAUUAUAGUGUUCGCGAUUGUCACCAAUUUGUACAUAUUCGAACUGUUCUCGUGGCAGAUACUACUAGCUGGUAUGGGUAUCCCGUGGCUGGGAUACAUAUCGGGAUACCUGGUAGCCUGGCUAUUCCGUCAACCUCAUCCGGAUGCACUGGCUAUAUCUAUAGAAACGGGCAUACAAAACACUGGCAUCGCUAUAUUCCUACUAAGAUACGCUCUGCCACAACCGGAAGCCGAUAUAACAACCGUGGUACCCGUUGCCUGUGCCAUAAUGACACCAAUCCCGAUGACAGCAAUAUUCAUAUAUCAAAAAUUAAGUUCAUGCGGGAUAUGUCCGACAUCAAAAACAGAACACAACAGAAGAAAGAUGUCGACCGCCCUGAGACCGUCGAGUCCGGCAUCGAACCUGCCUCUAAUGGAAAAUAAGGAAGGAAACUGGUCUUCAUCGUCAGCAUGAAACUAACCCGAUUUAGCUUCAAAGCCUUAAAGAGGUUUCAUAUCAAAUGCCAUUUUUAUAUUUCGUACUAACUGUUUUGUCUUCAAUCAUUUUGAUUCACAUAAAAUUACUGCCAUAACUAAAUAUAUGAUUUUGGAAAUUUGUUUUUCUAAGAAUAUAUUUAAAAAAAAAAGUGUAUAAAAUAUAUGGAAUAAUUAUUUUUUUUGCAUUAAAUGGAAAUCACAACCAAAGAAAAUUAUAAAAUUAUCUGACACCGAAUUUAUUACUUAUGAGAAUUUAUAUAUCAAUCAUUUUCAUGUUUUUCUGUAAUUUUGCUAAAUUAUAUAUGCACGAGAAGAAAUAUUUUUUGACAAAAUAUUGCCAUUUAAAUUAUUGUAUAUAUUGAGGUCGUUAUAAGAACUUUUUGAUGGAAUUUAAUCGCCUUCAUAUGUUUUGGCUGAAUAGAAAAAAUACAUUCCUGUUUAUAACGGAGUUAUCAAAAGAACAAAUAUAUUAAUGUGAUGUUAUUAUUAUGGAAAUAAUUUAUUUAAUUUAUUCUUAUUGAUUGGUUCACCUAUAGAAUUAAUAUAUUAUCAUUGUGCUAGUGACUUUCGUAUCCAGUGUAACGUGUAUAUGAGCAAUAUAUGUUUUUUAAUGUUAUAGAUUACACAAGGUUUUACACGCCUUUGAAUAAUCUGUGAAGCAAUAAUUCGUUGGUUUGUUGAACAUUUGAUGAUUUCCACAGAUAACACAGACAGUAUGUAUAUUGAAUUGUAAUUUGUAAUAAAUGUAUGUUUGUUUGUAAGUUGCCUCCGCUGCUCACAUGACUGGUUUUAUAGGUGAAACAGAUGUGAAAAGGCUGUUAUAUUAUAUACUGUUAAAUGGAUAUUUUGUAUUGAAAUAAAUACAUUUUUUAUGA
This is a messenger RNA of Danaus plexippus (monarch butterfly), 2473 nucleotides long. RefSeq names its product sodium-dependent organic anion transporter-like. The record is from RefSeq and is a predicted model, not a curated record. Lineage: Eukaryota; Metazoa; Arthropoda; Insecta; Lepidoptera; Nymphalidae. Gene Ontology annotation, cellular component: membrane. Bases 169 to 1575 code for a protein of 468 amino acids. The transcript is spliced from 12 exons.